CCAACGUAGCACCAGCCGCCAUGAACCCCCUUCGUCUCAACGGCAAUCUCCCACCCUUUGCCCUCGCAACCCUCGCCGCCUGCGGAGUAACCCUCUCCCCCAACCUCACCGUGGUCGAAAAGAACGAGCCAGUCGCGAAGCCGGACACAGCACUGCGCCGACUGAUCUGCCGUAACGAUUGCAUUGUAGGAUACCUGUGUAUGUAAGUGGUAUAAAUAGACGUCGUGGGUAUAAAUACGGCUCUUUGGCCGGGCUGAUCAGGCCUUUUUGUUUGGUGUUUGUCGCCUCCCUUGG
Saitoella complicata NRRL Y-17804 is the source of this 294-nucleotide messenger RNA. RefSeq lists its product as uncharacterized. Lineage: Eukaryota; Fungi; Ascomycota; Saitoellomycetes; Saitoellales; Saitoellaceae. The record is from RefSeq and is a predicted model, not a curated record. Bases 21 to 206 code for a protein of 61 amino acids. The transcript has a single exon.